Myxocyprinus asiaticus (Chinese sucker) is the source of this 6554-nucleotide messenger RNA. Its product is annotated as protein turtle homolog B-like. The coding region runs from base 185 to 4603 and encodes 1472 amino acids. NCBI's taxonomy places the organism in Eukaryota, Metazoa, Chordata, Actinopteri, Cypriniformes, Catostomidae. The transcript is spliced from 21 exons. Gene Ontology annotation, molecular function: protein binding. The record is from RefSeq and is a predicted model, not a curated record. Gene Ontology annotation, biological process: cell-cell adhesion.
CGCUGGUGCAGGUGCUCUGUCUCUUCGGGGGAGGAUGCCAUAGGAAAGACGGGCAGGGGAAAGAAUGAAGGAAAACGCCGAGAGAGAGGAGAACAGGAUAUGAUUGGAAACGCGUGGAAAUUAAAUAUGAAAGAUUUAUUGUAAGGGGCACUUUGAGCUGUUAUUCCUGGUUGGCAAUAGUACUAUGAUUUGGUAUGUGGCCACUUUGAUAGCAAGUGUUUUCAGCACCAGAGGAACGGCAGCUCAAGGUGCCCACGGAGUGAGAGAGGAGCCCCAGUUUGUGACGGCCCGUGCAGGAGAGAGUGUUGUUCUGGGUUGUGAUGUGAGCCACCCCCUAAACGGCCAGCAGACUCCCUAUGUGGUGGAGUGGUUCAAAUUCGGUGUGCCUAUCCCCUUCUUCAUCAACUUCCGAUUCUAUCCUCCUCAUGUGGACCCUGAGUAUGCUGGGAGAGCCAGUCUACAUGGCAAAGCUUCUCUGCAGAUUGACCAGGUUCGCUCGGAAGACCAGGGCUGGUACGAGUGCAGGGUACUCAUGCUGGAACAGCAGUACGACACCUUCCAUAAUGGAAGCUGGGUUCACCUCACAGUCAAUGCACCCCCUACAUUCACGGACACGCCACCGCAGUACGUGGAGGCGAGGGAAGGUGGCAGCAUUACUCUGACCUGCACGGCCUUUGGAAACCCCAAGCCGGUGGUCACCUGGCUGAGAGAGGCGGAUCAGCUGACCAGCAGCAAGAAAUAUAUGGUGAGUGACGGUAGUUUGACGGUGCAGGCCAUCGUGAGGGAGGACCGGGGGGCCUACAGCUGCCGUGCCCACAGUGACCAGGGGGAGGCGGUGCACACCACCCGCCUGCUGGUGCAAGGUCCUCCGUACAUCGUUUCACCACCGGAGAACAUCACUGUAAACAUAUCCCAGAAUGCCCAAUUUACGUGCCAAGCCGAGGCGUAUCCUGGCAACCUGACCUACACCUGGUUCUGGGAAGAGGACAACGUCUACUUCAAGAAUGAUCUGAAGCUUCGAGUACGCAUCUUUAUUGACGGAACCCUUAUCAUCUACCGAGUGAAGCCAGAGGAUGCUGGGAAAUACACCUGUAGCCCUAGUAACAGUCUGGGCAUCUCCCCCUCUGCUUCAGCUUACCUGACUGUGCAAUACCCUGCCCGUGUUGUGAACAUGCCACCUGUCAUCUACGUCCCAAGAAAAUUGCCUGGAAUCAUUCGCUGCCCAGUGGAUGCCAACCCCCCUGUUACAUCAGUCAGAUGGGAGAAAGAUGGCUACCCUCUUAGAAUCGAGAAGUAUCCCGGAUGGAGCCAAAUGGCAGAUGGAAGCAUUCGGGUGGCAGAGGUCACUGAAGACUCCCUUGGCACCUAUACCUGUGUGCCUUACAAUGUCCUAGGUACCAUGGGACAGUCCCCUCCGGCCACUCUGGUGCUAAAGGACCCCCCUUACUUCAACGUGAGGCCCGGGGGGGAGUACCGCCAAGAGGCGGGGAGAGAGCUGGUCAUCCCCUGCGCUGCCUCUGGAGACCCUGAGAUUCCAACCAUUGUAUGGAGAAAGGUCGGGAAGCCCAGCAGAAGCAAGCAUAGCCUCUUAACAAGUGGUAGCUUACAGUUUGUGUCUCUGAGCAAAGAGGAUCACGGGGAGUGGGAAUGUGUCGCAACCAAUGUAGUAACAAGCAUCACUGCCAGCACACGCCUUUUUGUAAUAGGCACUAGUCCACAUGCACCAACCAAUGUCCAUGUGUCAGCAUCCACAAACUCCGCUAACGUUUCCUGGGAACCUGGAUAUGACGGAGGCUUUGAACAGACGUUUUCGGUCUGGUACGGCCCGGUGAAGGUGAAGAAUGAUUUAGGACCUCACGAUUGGCUGUCCAUACCAGUGCCAGGCUCUCAGACGUGGUUGAUGGUGCAGGGGUUGGAGCCAAAGACUGCCUAUCAAUUCAGUGUGCUGGCCCAGAACAAGCUGGGCACCGGCCCCUUCAGUGAGGUUGUCACUGUGACUACAGGAGGGCAUCCCAUAAGUACCCCUGAACCCAUGGUGCUACUAACUCCACCACGGUGCCUGACAGCCAACCGGACACAGCAGGGUGUAUUGUUGACAUGGCUCCCUCCAGCCAAUCACUCUUCACCAAUUGACCGUUAUAUCGUAGAGUUCCGUCUGGGAGAGAGGUGGGAGGUUCUGGAUGACUUGAUUCCUGCCACUGAGACGGAGAUCAUAGCAAGAGACCUCAUUCAGGACUCUUGGUAUGAAUUCAGAGCGCUCGCUGUAAUGGAUGAUCUUGUCAGUGAAAGCAGUAAUGUGGUGGGAGUGUCAAGUACAGACCCCUUCCCUCCCACAGAGAUCUCAGAUGAGGGGCUGGCCAAGCCAGUGGUGGCCGGCAUCGUGGCCACCAUCUGUUUCUUGGCGGCUGCCAUCCUCUUCAGCACGCUCGCUGCAUGCUUCGUCAACAAGCAGCAUCACCGCAAACUCAAACGAAAGCGAGACCCUCCGCUAUCCAUAACGCAUACAAGGAAAAGCAUUGAAUCUCCGCCUCCUCUUACCCCCUUGCCUGGCAUUGAGCCCUACUGGGAAGAGCCAGACAGGAGCAGCUACAGGCCCCCAUCCACCAGCCCUCAGCUGUCCUCUGGGAAGAUCAGUCCUGAGAGUAUCGACUCUUCCCGGCCCCCAUCUCUGGCCAGCGUGGGUGGACACGGCCUUUACGUGAAGAAGUUGCCAAGCCCCAGGAAAGAGAAAGAGCUUUCCCUCUAUAAGAAAACCAAGAGAGCAAUAACCAGUAAGAAGUACAGCGUGUCCAAGCAUGAGGCCGAGGUCACUACUCCCAUCGAGCUGAUCAGCCGUGGACCCGAUGGCCGAUUCAUCAUGGAUCCCACAGACAUCGACAUGUCCCUCAAGUCUCGGCGUAUUGAGGGUUUCCCCUUUGUGGAAGAAUCAGACUUGUAUCCCGAGUUCCGCCAGUCAGACGAGGAGAACGAUGACCCAGGGCCCCUACCCCCAGUCAUGGCCACCCUCAGGCCCCAGAUAUCCCCUGUGUCCUCCAGCCAGGAGUCCUACAUGCAGCCCCCAGCCUACAGCCCCCGGUUCCAGAGGCCCAUGGAAGGUAUGAGCAUCUUGGAGGGUAGUCGGCUUCAGGCCACAGGGCAGAGCCAGGUCUCCCAUUUUCACAGGGUCUUCCCUCCAGGGCCCUUCUAUGGCUAUCUAGGUAGUGGUGCUGAGGUGGAGCUUUACCCUCCAUUUUACAUGCCUGAUGUUAGCCCACGUAGCUCUGCCAUGUCCUCCUCACCAUCAUAUCCCCCCGAGGGGCCGUUCCGUCAUCCCACCAUCCCCGAGGAGAGGGAGGAGCUGAGGAUCCAUCAGUACGGCGCUUCCGGCCAUGCCCUCCCACUGGUGCAUAGCCCUCCCUCCUCUCGCUCGACCGAGAUCUGGCAGCCUCCUGACUUCCCCUUUCUGGGUCAGGAGGGUCCCCGUCUCGCUCUUCCACCACGUCAUUCCUCAUAUCUCCACCGGGACCUCCCCGAGCCCCCACCAUACCCCUCCCAUAGCCGCACUCUUGGCACCACAUCUCAGCUCCCUUCAAGCUCUGCUUUCCUCCAGCUGGAGGCUCCUAGAGCCCACCUGAGCAGAUCUCCCAGCAGGUUCCCACCUCAGGGCCCUUCAGCAAAGCAUAUAACUAUGCAACAGGCCCAGAGUCUGGGGCAGUUGAGACACACUGCCCACGGUAUGGGUGUACCAGUGUUGCCUUACUCAGGCGCCACGGCCCGCAUGGGGAGCCCAAGCACACUGCAAAGUGAGAGCUCAGACGGCUGGAGGUCCGAGGCCCAGCAUUGGCUGAGCCCUAGGGCGGCACGGCGGAUGGAUCUUGGCCUGCAGCAGGUGGUCCUGCAGCCGUCGCAACUCUCCCCUCUCACGCAGACCCCUCCCAGCUCACAUGCCGGCUCUCCAGAUAUCCUUGUCCGCCCUCCUCCCCGACCCAGCAUCCUGCGGCCUUCCCGCUCUCAAGAGAUGCCUGAGAGUGCCCGUCACCCUGCCAGUGUCUCCUUCUCCCGGAGGUCUCUCUCCUCUUCCCCUGCCACAUCACCCACCCAGGGCCAGAGGGCCAGCCUCAGCUACCGCACUCAUAUGGCCUUUGCCACAGCAGCGGCCAGUUACCCCUCCCAGUCCCCUUCACCCCCCACGGAGAGCAAUGAUGCUUUCGGCCAGAUGCCAUCUCAAAGAAGGACAGAUGAGGAGAUGCUUCCCUCAGAACCCUCUCCAGGGGAGCAUCUAGGUGCAGUGAGAGUCCCUGCAGGGUCUGAGAGCUUUGAAGCACUGAUUUAUUAUUGUAUUAAUAAAGACAAGAAAUCAUCAGCCAACAAGAACAACAACUCCAGAUUUAAGAAAAGGACAGAUGUGUCGUCCUCUCAGACCCCGCAGCCGCAUGCAUCUCAGGCCUCAGAGCAAAGAGAACAUCUUAGCUCUCCCUCCAAGAAAAAGUGGAAAGGUCCACUUAGAAAGCCUCCCUGUCUCCAUCUGUCCUCUCUGCUGCGCUGGCUUCACCCCAGAGAAGACAGGAAGUCACUUCUGGCCAGUAUGGACCCUGCCCCCUCAAACUAUGGCUCUCUGCUCUGAGAGCCCCUCCCCUCCCACACUAACCUUAUCCUGUGGGGUGGAUCGUCUCCUUGUCCAUUAGUAAAAUAUACAAUGGACAUGCUUUCAGUACUGUUUUGUAAUCAGUCUAAACUAGAUACGAUUUAUUAUCUUCGUUUGGCACAAUAUCCUACACAUAUCUGUAUUUUCUGUAAAUUUACACAAAGGAAAAAGAACAGGGGUGCUGCUCUUUUAGAAGAAAUGGAAAAGGACAGGAAAAGCUCUUUGUUUCAUAAUAAAAGUAAAAGAAUAGCAAUCCAUUAAAUGCUUGGAAAAAGGCCCUUCAGUUUUUGUAAUAAGGUCUUAAAUGUCAGAAUUGUGUAUAUUGUGAAGGACAGAGAGUUUAAUACUCUGUACAGAUUUGUCCCUCAAGACUUGAUAGUUACUACAGGGUUUCUCAUCUUCCUUCUACAAAAUAUACCUCAAAAAGCAAGAAAGAAAAAAAAAAAAAAGAGGAAGAAACAAUCUGGCACAUAUUUCAGCACUUCUACCAUAUUUUGUGCAAGCUGACAUAUUUCAUUCAGAAUGACAUAUGUUGUCUGUUUGUGGCAAAGCUUUAACAGUAUUACAAAACAUGGGGGAUUAAGCCCAGAACGCUCAAAAUGAUUGUUCUUUUGUCAAAUUUAUUUGUUUAUAAAAUAUAAAAAAAUGAAAUAUAAAGCACAUAAUAUCAUAGAAAUUGUAAGCUUCAAAAGACUCUGGUUGGCUGCAAUACUAGACAGGUUAUGCGACAAUAUUUGAACAGGUAUUUAGUUAUUUAUGAUGUCAAAGCUCAGAUUGAUCCAAUUUUUAGCUCUAAGCAAAGGAAGGUGGAAGAGAAAAUAUUCUUGUUGAUUUUUCUAAUAAUUUAUGUUAUAUAUUAUUUAUGACAUUAUUUAAUGGGUUAGGCACCUUUUUAUCAGUUUAAAGAUUAUUUUAAAACAUGACAUCUAAAGUGUUUGGAAGUUGAAUAAUAUUCGCCCCCUUAAAAAGAUUCAAGUUCACACUGAAUUUUAGGAGUAUACUUUUUGACAUGUUCAGAUGACAUAUUUAAAAAUGUAAUAUUUAAACUAAUGUAGCAGUAUUUGGUCCUUGUCUUGCACAAAUGUAGUUAGAAGUGGUGAAAUGCAUUAUUAAUCUUUCAAUCACUUCCUUGAGGAAAAUAAUAAUUUGAUGUAUGUUGCUUUAGAUAUACACAAAGGCAGUACAGUAGAUAUUGUGCAAACUAAUGAAGACAUCAGUAUAACAGCAAAAUGAAAUUAUCAGUGUGUUUUACAGAAGUGAACCUCCAAAAGUGUUCUUUUUAAAAAAAAAAAAAAAAGAAUAAUAAUUUUCGAGUAGAUUAUAGGCCUGUUGUGCUCUCAAAACUAUCUUUAGUAUGUAUCAUCCAUCUCCGCACACCUGAAUUCAAUAGCAGAGUUUUUGUUAGCUGAAUUAUUAAUGAUGAGUUUAGUAUGUCUGAACAGCUGUUCAUUGAAUCCAGAGCUCACUAACAGCUGCUGAUUUGCUACUACAGCAAAAGCUAAUCAAGCGUUUAGUUUAACCGAUGGUGAAUGUAUUGUUUGCUCUUAGAAGAUCAGAUUUAUCUGAACAUUUUCAUUGUGAUUCAAUGUGUUUUUGUUCAUUUAGAUGCCAAUCAAUGCGAUCAACUCCAAAUCAAAUCUCCAAGUGACUCUGUGGGGUUUGUUGUGGCUAAAGUUUAACAAUGAGGUACGAUGUCAUAGGAAAAUGAAUAUCAUGCAGUACUUGAAUCCGAAUGAGUAUACAAGCAGAAAACACUGGGAUGAAAUUCUGUGUUCACAGAGUAAAGAUUGAUUUUUAUCAUAAGAUUGAGUAAAGAUUGAGACAAAAAAGUGACACUGAGUGUAUAGGAUUUGACUUAAGUGCCCAAAGGGCUGUUUACUUUCUUUAUAUAUAUAUAUAUAUAUAUAUAUAUAUAUAUAUAUAUAUAUAA